AUGCGGUUUCAAUCGCCUCAGCUGGGCGCCAUGGGCGUGACGUUCACGAUCAUGCGGGCUGGCCAGGUAGCGUCGCUGAUUGCGGCCAUUGGCAUGUGUGCCAAUUUCAUUAGCAACAUCGCGACGGCUGAGCAUAAUCCGCCUGCUGAGCUCGUUGGGACGCUCACAGUGGCCGUGACAUCCGUAAUCUACGUCGCCAUCACAUACAUCCUCUACUACGACAACAUGCUCCCGCUCCUCCUAACCGCCAUCCUCGACAGCCUGCUUCUCAUCGCCAGCAUCGUCGUGGCCGCCCUCCUCGGCAAACCCCUCUCGUCACUCAACUGCAGCAUCCUCUCCACGGAAUCCGCCCUGGCCGCCAACCCGUCUGUGAUGUCUUCAGGCGGCCUUCCCUUCGCCGGCACAGUCAUCACCCAAACCCUGCCCUACCCUUCCUUCGUGGCCCUGGACCAGGCGACCUGCUACGAGAUCAAGACAGUCUGGGGCCUGUCCAUCGCGCUGUGCGUGCUCUUCGGUUUCUCCGGGCUGGUCUGUGUCGGCCUGUGGCACCGUAUCCGUCGCGAGGCGGCUGCGGCCGAGCCGAAGGAUAUCGAGUUUGAGGGUUAG
Molecule: messenger RNA, 606 nt
Organism: Dichotomopilus funicola
Lineage: Eukaryota; Fungi; Ascomycota; Sordariomycetes; Sordariales; Chaetomiaceae
Exons: 2
Coding region: 1-606 (201 amino acids)
Source: RefSeq, a predicted model, not a curated record